Messenger RNA from Peromyscus eremicus (cactus mouse), 2208 nucleotides. It is a transcript of the gene Lrfn5, whose product is annotated as leucine rich repeat and fibronectin type III domain containing 5. The record is from RefSeq and is a predicted model, not a curated record. Bases 1 to 2208 code for a protein of 735 amino acids. NCBI's taxonomy places the organism in Eukaryota, Metazoa, Chordata, Mammalia, Rodentia, Cricetidae. Gene Ontology annotation, molecular function: protein binding. The transcript is spliced from 3 exons.
AUGGAAAAAUUCCUUUUUUACCUGUUUCUCAUUGGCAUAGCUGUGCGAGCUCAGAUCUGUCCAAAGCGUUGUGUCUGUCAGAUUUUGUCUCCUAAUCUUGCAACUCUUUGUGCCAAGAAAGGGCUUCUGUUUGUUCCACCAAACAUUGACAGAAGAACUGUGGAACUACGGUUGGCAGACAACUUUGUUACAAACAUCAAGAGGAAAGAUUUCGCCAAUAUGACCAGCUUGGUGGACCUGACUCUAUCCAGGAAUACAAUAAGUUUUAUUACACCCCAUGCUUUUGCUGAUCUACGAAAUUUGAGAGCAUUGCAUUUGAAUAGCAACAGAUUGACUAAAAUUACAAAUGAUAUGUUCAGUGGGCUUUCCAAUCUCCAUCAUUUGAUAUUGAACAACAAUCAGCUGACUUUAAUUUCUUCCACAGCAUUCGACGACGUUUUUGCUCUGGAGGAGCUGGACCUGUCCUAUAAUAAUCUAGAAACGAUCCCCUGGGAUGCUGUAGAGAAGAUGGUGAGCUUGCACACUCUUAGUUUGGAUCAUAACAUGAUUGACAACAUUCCUAAGGGAACUUUCUCCCACUUGCACAAGAUGACUCGACUAGAUGUAACGUCGAAUAAAUUGCAAAAGCUGCCCCCUGACCCUCUCUUUCAGCGAGCCCAGGUGCUGGCCACCUCAGGAAUCAUAAGCCCAUCGACUUUUGCAUUGAGUUUUGGUGGAAACCCCUUACACUGCAAUUGCGAGUUGUUGUGGCUGAGGCGAUUGUCCAGAGAAGAUGACCUCGAGACCUGUGCUUCUCCUCCACUUUUAACUGGCCGUUAUUUUUGGUCAAUUCCUGAGGAAGAGUUUUUGUGUGAGCCUCCACUCAUUACGCGGCAUACACAUGAGAUGAGAGUCUUGGAGGGUCAAAGGGCAACGCUGAGGUGCAAAGCUAGAGGAGACCCUGAACCUGCCAUUCACUGGAUUUCUCCUGAAGGGAAACUUAUUUCAAAUGCAACAAGAUCUCUGGUGUAUGACAAUGGAACACUUGACAUCCUUAUAACAACGGUAAAAGAUACAGGUGCUUUUACCUGUAUUGCUUCCAAUCCUGCAGGGGAAGCAACACAAACCGUGGAUCUUCAUAUAAUUAAACUCCCUCACCUACUAAACAGUACCAAUCAUAUCCACGAGCCUGAUCCUGGUUCUUCAGAUAUCUCCACUUCUACUAAGUCAGGUUCAAAUGCUAGCAGUAGCAAUGGUGAUACUAAAAUGAGCCAAGACAAAAUUGUGGUGGCAGAAGCAACUUCAUCAACAGCACUACUUAAAUUUAAUUUUCAAAGAAAUAUUCCAGGAAUUCGUAUGUUUCAAAUCCAGUACAAUGGUACUUAUGAUGACACCCUUGUUUACAGAAUGAUACCUCCUACGAGCAAAACAUUUCUGGUCAAUAAUCUGGCUUCUGGAACUAUGUAUGACUUGUGUGUGUUGGCCAUAUAUGAUGAUGGCAUCACUUCCCUCACUGCCACAAGAGUCGUGGGCUGCAUCCAGUUUACUACGGAACAGGAUUACGUCCGUUGCCACUUUAUGCAGUCCCAGUUUUUGGGCGGAACCAUGAUUAUUAUCAUUGGUGGAAUCAUUGUUGCAUCUGUGUUGGUUUUCAUCAUCAUACUAAUGAUCCGGUAUAAGGUCUGUAACAAUAAUGGGCAGCACAAGGUCACCAAGGUUAGCAACGUUUAUUCUCAAACUAAUGGGGCUCAGAUGCAAGGGUGCAGUGUCACACUGCCCCAGUCCAUGUCCAAACAAGCCAUGGGCCACGAAGAGAAUGCUCAGUGCUGUAAAGUUGCUAGUGACAAUGUAAUUCAGUCUUCAGAUACAUGUUCGAGCCAGGACUCCUCCACCGCUACCUCUGCUUUGCCUCCUACCUGGACUUCAAGUGCAUCUGUGUCUCAAAAGCAGAAACGAAAGACUGGCACGAAGCCAAGUGCUGAGCCGCAGAGCGAAGCUGUCACAAAUGUUGAGUCCCAGAACACUAACAGGAACAACUCAACUGCCUUGCAGUUAGCUAGCUGCCCUCCUGCUUCUGUCACAGAGGGGCCCACAUCUCAAAGAGCACAAACCAAGCCAAAUGCUUUGCUGACUAAUGUUGACCAGAAUGUCCAGGAAACACAGGUGAGAAGCUUAUUCAUUGCUAUUUACUUCAAAAAAAACCAGAGAGAUUUGCUAUUGUAUACAUGA